UUUUAAUUAAAUUCAAUAGGAAAAUGGACGAGAACCAAUGCAGAACUUGCUUAGGUGAAGCAAACGAUAGCCGUUAUUCAGUUUUCAAGCGAAUACAGGAGUCAACUAUAGACGAAAUGCUUGUAAUCCUCACAAAUGUGAAACUGUCACCGGAUGAUAAUUUCAGUAAAGUUUUGUGUAAGAAGUGCUUCACCGAUGUAAUUAAUGCAUAUACAUUUAGAAGGAAAUGCCUAGACACAGAACGAACUCUAAAAGGUUUAGAAAAAAAAUUACUGGAAAUGCAGAAUGCACAGGCAAAGAUGUUUGAGUAUAAAGCUGAACUUCCCGAAGAAGUGGUAUACGAAGAAGAAGUUUUAAAGGACGAAAUAAUCGAAGAUGAAAGCUCACCAAUGAAAGUUGUUAUAUAUGAUUCAGCUGUGGAUGCAUUAGAUGAAGAGGAUGCCUAUAUAACUUAUGAAAUCGAAGAAGAAGACGAGACGUUAGGAUAUAUUGAAGAGUAUGAGCAAGUUGAGUACCUUGAGACUGAAACCCAAUCCCAAAAUGAUGAAACUAUGGAAUAUGAUGAAACCAAAUUGUUUAGUAGCUAUCAGUGUGAAAUCUGCAAGCCAAAUAAAGUAUUCAGUACAGAAAUUGGACUAGAAAGGCAUAUGCAUGAGGAUCACAGUAUCGGACAGAAUCCUUAUUACUGCGAGAUCUGUAAUCUAGAAUUUCCUAUAAAGUCAACAGAUAAAGAGGAUUCAAUACAUAAGAACAUAAUUAAGCACAAGGGUUACCAUUUAGAAGGUAAAUUUCAUUCAUGUAAAAAGUGCUUCGAGGCAUUCAAAACAAUUAAACAACUUGAGAAUCACGAGCGAAGUCAUGGCAUAAAUGGAGGUGGAAGUCAAUACAAAUGUAAGCCUUGCGGCAUUUAUUUUCAAUCAUAUUCAAAGUUGAAUCUACACAUGUCUGAGUCAUCAUGUCGAGACUUACAGGAAAAGUCGUUUAAAUGCUACAUCUGUAAUCAAAUAUUUAAUAUGGGAAUUGUAAAGAAGAAGCAUAUACAGGAAGAGCAUCAAGAUAAAGCGGGUGCCGAUUGUCCUUUGUGUCUCCGUUGUAAAAUACCGUCAGCUGUUGCUUUUGAGAAUCAUUACCGAACACAUUUUGUGGAACCACGCUUUUGUUGUAGCUUUUGUGGACGUUCAUUUCAUGAAAGUGAUCGAUUACAGACGCACAUUCGAAGGUCUCACGACAAAACUCCACUUAUAUGCUUUUGGUGUAACAAGCCAUUUAGAGAUAAGUCAGGCAUUGCACGACACAUUAUGGGUGUACAUUUUAAUACAAGAACACAUAAAUGUACAAUAUGCUCAAAAGCAUUUACAGCUAGUUACAAUUUAAAGGAACACAUGUUUUCGGUUCAUAAAAUGGCAUCAAGUGUUUAUAAAUGCGAAAUAUGUCUGCAGGACUUUCUCUAUAGAAAACAAUAUGAGCGGCAUCGUGGAACGUGUAUGGGUAGUGUGGUAGAUAAAAGAAAACGUUAAUUAUGAUAGUAAUGAUUAUGUAGCACUCAUUUCUGUUGAAAUAAUAUUUUGAUAAUAAUAAGGUAUAACUAAGGUUGAAUUAAUAAAGAUAAUUCACGAAUUACC
Messenger RNA from Chironomus riparius, 1622 nucleotides. NCBI's taxonomy places the organism in Eukaryota, Metazoa, Arthropoda, Insecta, Diptera, Chironomidae. The record is from the annotation of a GenBank genome assembly.